GGCAGCGCAUGGCUAUUCCAACUAUGUUACCUCCGAACUGGUUUCCGAGAUGCCUUUGCCUGCUGUUGUGUAUACUGCCUGGGUAUCUGGACUCUGCUCGAAUCUUGGCCUUAUAUCCCAUACCGGGUUACUCGCACUACUACCACUCCUUGCCGUAUAUUAAAGGUUUGGCCUCUUUGGGUCAUGAAGUCACCUUGGUGAGUCCGUUUUCGUUGAAAGAGCCUUUUGCAAAUAUUCACGAAAUUCAUGUUCCGGAACUGUUUGACUAUAACGAAGAGCUUGUUAAGAUCUUAACCACGUCACCUGGCACUUGGGAGUAUAAUGACCAUAUAAACAACUGCAACCUAAAUCUGGCAAAGAAAUUUCUAAACAAUGACGGAGUGCGUCGGGAGAUUCUUAAGCCUGGGAAAACACAAUUUGACUUGAUUCUCAUAGAUCUAUGGCGGAUGGAUGCUCUAUAUGGGCUGGCGGCUUACUUUGAGGCACCCAUCAUUGGAAUAGCAUCGUACGGCAUCGACUGGAAGAUAGACGAGUUGGUGGGCAAUACAUCCCCGAUGUCGUAUCUCCAGUCACCCUCAUUUAGCUGGCACAAUCUGGAGACCUAUGCUGGCCGUCUGGCACACUUUAUUGAGCGAUCGAUUUCCUGGGUUAACUGGAGAUGGCGGUACGAGGAGAAGCACGAGGCUCUGUACAGAAAAUACUUCCCGAAAAUCGCCGAUAAGAAGCCCCUAUCUGAGAUUACCCGAAACUUUGCUUUGGUGCUUGUAAAUCAACACUUUACACUGGCUCCGCCGCGACCAUUGGCUCCGAAUGUGAUCGAAGUGGGAGGCAUGCACAUCGAUCACCAGCCUACGCCUUUGCCGCCAGACAUGGAGAACUUCGUCCAAGGCUCUGGCGAGGAUGGGGUUAUUUUCUUCUCGCUGGGCACCAAUGUCAGAGGCAACACGCUGACAGAGGACCGACUGAGAGUAUUGCUGGAUACAUUUGAGAGUCUGCCACAGCGUAUCCUAUGGAAGUUCGAUGACGAGGAGUUGCGUGGAAAACCUUCCAAUGUAUUGAUUAGGAAGUGGUUCCCCCAGCAGGAUAUCCUGGCGCAUCCAAAGGUAAAGCUCUUCAUCACCCACGGGGGACUGCAAAGCACCGUUGAGAGCAUUCACCAUGGCACGCCCAUGCUGGGAUUGCCCUUCUUUUACGACCAGUUCCGCAACAUGGACCAUGUCAGUCAGCAAGGUUUGGGUUUGGUUUUAAACUUUUGGGAAAUGACAUCUGAAGAGCUUAAGACCACCAUUUUGCGGUUGCUAGAGGAGAAGAGUUUCGAUAUCACGGCGAGAACAAUAGCUGCCCGAUAUAGGGAUCAACCCACAAGGCCUCUGGAAAAUGCCAUCUGGUGGACUCAUUACGUUCUUCGGCACAAGGGUGCGACUUACAUGCGUGUGGCUGGCCGGGAAUUGGACUUCUUCACCUACCACAGCCUGGAUGUCCUGGGCACUUGUCUCUUACUUUUUCUAAUUAUUUUUUCUGUGGCAACCGUUUGUGUGCUGAAGUCACUGAGGUUGAUCCUGCGACGUGGAGGUCAUAAGAAUAACAGAAAACAGAAAGUACAGUAAUUGAGGUGUUAAUUGGUUGGUUUUUAAUUCCUUCAUUAUAUUUUGUAAAUUUUUUUUUUAUAAUAUCUGAGAAGUAAAUUCAACAAACGUUGCUUAAAAGAGUGAAGUUUAUAAACACCAACAAAAGCAAGUUUAAAUGCUAUUAUUAUGACCUUGUUUGUGAUAACUAUAACCUCUUCAAUAAAAGCAAAACAAACCAAAAACUAGAUGGGGUCUACCG
Molecule: messenger RNA, 1827 nt
Organism: Drosophila kikkawai
Lineage: Eukaryota; Metazoa; Arthropoda; Insecta; Diptera; Drosophilidae
Product: UDP-glucosyltransferase 2-like
Molecular function (GO): UDP-glycosyltransferase activity
Source: RefSeq, a predicted model, not a curated record